Molecule: messenger RNA, 7193 nt
Organism: Jaculus jaculus (lesser Egyptian jerboa)
Lineage: Eukaryota; Metazoa; Chordata; Mammalia; Rodentia; Dipodidae
Gene: Dock10
Product: dedicator of cytokinesis 10
Exons: 58
Coding region: 62-6688 (2208 amino acids)
Biological process (GO): regulation of cell migration; dendritic spine morphogenesis; small GTPase-mediated signal transduction
Molecular function (GO): guanyl-nucleotide exchange factor activity
Source: RefSeq, a predicted model, not a curated record
CCACUGUUUUUCCAACAUAGCAUCAACAUAGAAGUUAUUCUGUAGGCUCCAGGAUGCAGCGAUGGGCUGCACUGCCAGCAUUGUUCUGCUUCAGGCUUUUCGCUCUGUGGUCCAGAGGAGCUGUCCACGCAUUUGUAGAAGACGCCAGGAGGAACCGUCCCAUGAAAUUGUGCCUCUGGAAAGUGACGAUGAAAUGAGUAGACCCAGAACUCUCAUCAUAAUGCAGGAAAAACCCAGGCUUCUGGAGCCAUUGGAUUAUGAAGCUGUCAUUGAAGAACUCGAGAAGACCUACAGGAAUGAUCCUCUUCACGACCUCCUCUUCUUCCCCAGUGAUGACUUUUCGACAGCCACGGUUCCCUGGGACAUCCGCACGCUGUACUCAACGGUGCCUGACGACGCGGAGCACAAAGCAGAAAGCUUGCUGGUGAAAGAGGCUUGUAAAUUCUAUAGUUCCCAGUGGCAUGUGGUCAACUACAAAUAUGAACAAUAUUCAGGAGACAUCCGACACUUGCCCCGAGCAGAAUACAAACCAGAGAAACUUCCUUCACAUUCCUUUGAGGUUGACCAUGAAGAUGCUGAUAAGGACGAAGAUACCACAUCCCACUCAUCUUCCAAGGGUGGUGGGGGAGCUGGAGGCACUGGAGUGUUCAAGUCUGGCUGGCUAUACAAGGGGAAUUUCAACAGCACCGUGAACAAUACUGUCACUGUUCGGUCAUUCAAAAAGCGCUACUUCCAGCUAACUCAGUUGCCAGAUAACUCCUACAUUAUGAACUUUUACAAAGAUGAAAAAAUAUCCAAAGAACCCAAAGGCUGCAUCUUUCUGGAUUCCUGCACAGGUGUGAUUCAGAAUAACAGGCUAAGGAAAUAUGCCUUUGAAUUGAAAAUGAACGACCUGACCUAUUUUGUGCUGGCAGCUGAAACAGAGUCUGAUAUGGAUGAAUGGAUCCACACCCUCAACCGCAUCCUGCAGAUCAGUCCUGAGGGGCCCCUUCAGGGGAGGAGGAGUGCAGAGCUGGCUGAACUGGGGCUGGAUCCACUGGAUAAUUCUGUAACUUGUGAAUGCACGCCAGAGGAAACAGAUUCUUCAGAGAACAGCCUACACCCAGACUUUGCAAAAUACCUCACAGAAACGGAAGAUACAGUCAGGAAGGCCCGGAACAUGGAGAGGCUGAAUCUGUUCUCACUGGACCCAGACAUAGAUACCUUGAAACUUCAAAAGCAAGAUCUUUUAGAGCCUGAGUUUGUGAUCAGACCGUUUGAAGAGAAAGCUGCCAAGAGAAUCAUGGUUAUUUGUAAAGCCCUCAACUUAAGUCUUCAGGGAUGUGUUACAGAGAAUGAAAAUGAUCCCGUAACAAACAUUGAGCCGUUUUUUGUGAGUGUGGCACUUUAUGACCUCAGAGACAACAGGAAGAUUUCUGCCGACUUUCAUGUGGACCUAAAUCACCCUGCUGUCAGACAGAUGCUCCCAGGAGGAGCUCUGUCUUUGGAAAAUGGUGACAUUGACAGUGUCACCCCCCGACAGUCCGAAGAGCCCCACAUCAAGGGACUUCCAGAGGAGUGGCUGCACUUUCCUAAGCAGGCUAUAUUUUCUGUAAAUAAUCCGCAUUCUGAAAUCGUUUUGGUGGCCAAAAUUGAAAAGGUCCUCAUGGGCAACAUCGCAAGUGGUGCUGAGCCUUAUAUUAAGAAUCCAGAUUCCAACAAGUUUGCACAAAAAAUACUAAAAUCCAAUAGGCAGUUCUGCAGCAAAUUGGGGAAAUACCGCAUGCCCUUUGCUUGGGCAGUGAGAUCUGUAUUUAAAGACAACCAGGGAAAUGUGGACAGAGAUUCGAGGUUUUCUCCAUUGUAUAGACAAGAAAAUAGCAAGAUUUCAGCUGAGGACCUCCUGAAAGUGGUCUCAGAUUAUAGAAGGGCUGACCGAAUAAGCAAGGUGCAGACCAUACCCGGAAGCCUGGAUAUUGCCAUUGACAACAUUCCUUUGGAGCAUCCAAACUGUGUAACAUCGUCCUUUAUCCCUGUCAAGCCUUUCAACAUGAUGGCUCAAUCAGAACCCACAGUGGAGGUGGAAGAAUUUAUUUAUGACACCACCAAGCAUUGUCGUCCUUAUAGAGUGUACAAAAAUCAAAUUUAUAUUUACCCCAAGCACCUCAAGUACGACAGUCAGAAAUGUUUCAACAAGGCACGAAAUAUAACGGUGUGUGUUGAAUUCAAGAAUUCCGAUGAAGAUGGUGCCAAGCCCGUGAAGUGUAUCUAUGGAAAACCUGGAGGACCCCUCUUCACCUCAGCUGCCUACACAGCAGUUCUACACCAUUCUCAGAACCCAGAUUUUUCUGAUGAGGUAAAAAUUGAGCUGCCAACACAACUCCAUGAGAAGCACCACAUUUUGUUUUCUUUUUAUCACAUCACAUGUGACAUCAAUGCCAAAGCUAAUGCCAAAAAGAAAGAGGCUCUGGAAACAUCAGUGGGAUAUGCUUGGCUUCCUCUGAUGAAACGUGAUCAAAUAGCAUCUCAAGAGUAUAAUCUCCCAAUAGCAACAACCCUGCCUCCUAAUUAUUUAAGCACUCAAGAUUCUUCAAGUGGGAAGCACGUUGGGGGUGAUGUGAAGUGGGUUGAUGGUGGCAAACCACUAUUCAGAGUGUCGACAUUUGUUGUAUCAACAGUGAAUGCUCAGGACCCACGUGUGAAUGCAUUUUUCCAGCAGUGCCAAAAAAGAGAGAAAGACAUGUCUCGGUCACCUACCUCAAGUUUCAUCCGAGCUUGUAAGAACUUAUUAAAUGUGGAAAAGAUUCAUUCCAUCAUGAGUUUUCUGCCUAUAAUCUUGAAUCAACUCUUCAAAGUCCUGGUGCUGAAUGAGGAGGAGGAAAUAAGCACAACCAUCACCAGGGUUCUGGCUGACUUUGUGGCCAAGUGUCAUGAGGAGCAACUAGACCACCCCGUCCAGUCCUACAUUAAGUUUGUUUUCAAGACCAGGACAUACAAGGAGAGAACGAUACAUGAGGAAUUGGCUAAAAAUAUGACUGGUCUUUUAAAGUCAAAUGACUCAACAACAGUCAAGCAUGUCCUAAAGCAUUCCUGGUUCUUCUUUGCAAUCAUCCUGAAAUCAAUGGCACAGCAUUUGGUGGACACAAAUAGAAUUCAGCUUUCCCGAUCUCAAAGAUUUCCUGAAUCCUACCAAAAUGAGUUGGAUGGUCUUGUGAUGUGCCUAUGCGACCACGUGAUUUUGAAAUACAAGGAUGCUCUUGAGGAAACAAAGAGGGCGAAUCUCAGUGCAGCCAGAUUUCUUAAGCGCUGCUUUACGUUCAUGGACCGAGGAUUUGUGUUCAAGAUGGUGAACAAUUACAUCAGCAUGUUCUCCUCCGGUGAUUUCAAGACCUUAUGCCAGUAUAAGUUUGAUUUUCUUCAAGAAGUAUGUCAUCAUGAGCAUUUCAUACCUCUGUGCCUUCCCAUAAGAUCUGCAAACAUUCCAGAUCCCCUGACACCUUCAGAAUCAAUUCAAGAAUUACAUGCAUCAGAUAUGCCUGAAUAUUCCAUCACAAAUGAAUUUUGCCGCAAACACUUCUUAAUCGGACUUCUGCUCCGAGAAGUUGGCUUUGCCCUGCAGGAAGACCAAGAUAUCAGGCACUUAGCGUUAGCAGUCCUAAAAAAUCUAAUGGCUAAGCAUUCAUUCGAUGAUCGAUACAGAGAACCUAGGAAGCAGGCCCGGAUAGCAAGCCUUUACAUGCCCCUGUAUGGCAUGCUCCUGGACAACAUGCCCAGGAUAUACCUGAAGGACCUAUAUCCUUUUACUGUCAAUACAUCGAAUCAGGGUUCUCGAGAUGACCUCAGCACCAAUGGAGGGUUUCCAACCCAGACAUCCAUGAAGCACGCCACUUCCGUGGACACGUCAUUUUCCAAAGAUGUUUUAAAUUCCAUCGCAGCCUUUUCAUCAAUAGCUGUUUCUACAGUAAACCAUGCUGAUUCCAGAGCAUCCUUAGCCAGCCUCGACUCCAAUCCAAGCAGCAAUGACAAGAGCAGCGAAAAGACAGACAACUGUGAAAAGAUCCCAAGGCCUUUAUCUUUGAUUGGGUCAACUCUUCGAUUUGACAAAUUAGACCAAGCAGAGACCAGGAGUCUUCUUAUGUGCUUUCUUCACAUUAUGAAAACAAUUUCAGAUGAGACUCUGAUCGCCUACUGGCAGAGAGCACCCAGUCCUGAGGUGUCCGAUUUCUUCAGUAUCUUGGAUGUUUGUCUUCAAAAUUUCAGAUACCUGGGAAAACGUAACAUAAUAAGAAAAAUUGCUGCUGCAUUUAAAUUUGUGCAGUCCACCCAGAACAAUGGGACACUCAAAGGUUCUAAUCCCUCCUGUCAGGGGUCAGGCCUCCUGUCACAGUGGAUGCACCCAGCUUCUGGUCAUGAAGGACACAAGCAGCACAGAUCUCAAACCUUACCAAUAAUUCGAGGCAAAAAUGCACUCUCCAACCCCAAGCUUUUACAGAUGUUGGACAACAGCAUGACCAGCAACUCCAAUGAAAUAGACAUUGUACAGCAUGUAGACACCGAGGCCAAUACAGCCACAGAGGUCUGCCUCACCAUUCUAGAGCUGCUCUCCCUCUUCACUCACGUCCACCAGAGACAGCUCCAACAAGCUGACUGUCAAAAUUCAUUGAUGAAAAGGGUCUUCGAUACGUACAUGCUCUUUUUCCAAGUCAACCAGUCCGCCACCGCACUGAAGCAUGUGUUUGCUUCUUUGAGACUGUUUGUGUGCAAGUUUCCUUCAGCAUUCUUUCAAGGGCCUGCCGACUUCUGUGGAUCAUUCUGCUAUGAAGUCCUAAAAUGCUGUAAUCACAGGUCACGGUCUACACAGACAGAAGCCUCAGCAUUGCUGUACUUCUUCAUGAGGAAGAACUUUGAAUUUAACAAGCAGAAGUCAAUUGUGCGGUCCCACUUACAACUAAUCAAAGCAGUAAGCCAGUUAAUAGCUGAUGCUGGGAUUGGAGGCUCUCGGUUUCAACAUUCCCUUGCAAUUACUAAUAAUUUUGCCAAUGGAGAUAAACAAAUGAAAAACAGCAAUUUCCCAGCAGAGGUGAAAGACCUGACCAAGCGUAUAAGGACAGUGUUGAUGGCCACGGCUCAGAUGAAGGAGCAUGAGAAGGACCCUGAGAUGCUGGUGGAUCUCCAGUACAGCCUGGCAAACUCCUACGCAAGCACGCCUGAGCUACGGAGGACGUGGCUGGAAAGCAUGGCCAAGAUUCAUGCAAGAAAUGGAGACCUAUCUGAGGCUGCUAUGUGUUACAUCCAUAUAGCUGCUCUCAUCGCAGAAUACCUGAAAAGAAAGGGUUACUGGAAAAUGGAAACAAUUUGCACACCACCCCUGCUCCCGGAGGAAACCCAUCCCAGUGAUAGCAUUCCAUUACUAACAAGUCCGGUUGGAGGAAGUAUGUUCUCUAUGGGAUGGCCAGCUUUUCUGAGCAUCACCCCAAAUAUUAAAGAAGAAGGAGCAAUGAAGGAAGAUUCUGGAAUGCAAGAUACACCAUAUAAUGAGAACAUCCUGGUGGAACAGCUGUACAUGUGUGUGGAGUUUCUCUGGAAAUCUGAACGCUACGAGCUCAUCGCCGAUGUUAACAAGCCCAUCAUUGCUGUUUUCGAGAAGCAACGGGACUUCAAAAAAUUGUCGGAUCUCUACUAUGACAUUCACCGGUCCUAUCUGAAAGUGGCAGAGGUGGUGAACUCAGAGAAGCGGUUGUUUGGUCGCUACUACCGUGUGGCAUUUUAUGGCCAGGCUGUGGGGUUUUUUGAAGAAGAAGAAGGUAAGGAAUACAUCUAUAAAGAGCCUAAGCUGACGGGUCUCUCCGAGAUCUCCCAAAGACUACUCAAACUCUACGCAGACAAAUUCGGAGCAGACAACGUGAAGAUAAUCCAGGACUCCAACAAGGUAAACCCCAAGGAUUUGGACCCCAAAUAUGCCUAUAUCCAGGUGACUUACGUCACACCUUUCUUUGAAGAAAAAGAAAUAGAGGAGCGGAAGACGGACUUCGAGAUGCAUCAUAACAUCGGCCGCUUUGUCUUUGAGACGCCCUUCACGCUGUCGGGCAAGAAGCACGGCGGCGUGGCUGAGCAGUGCAAGCGCAGGACCGUCCUGACGACCAGUCACCUGUUCCCAUACGUGAAGAAGAGGAUCCAGGUCGUCAGCCAGUGGAGCACAGAGCUGAAUCCUAUUGAAGUGGCCAUAGAUGAGAUGUCCAGGAAGGUUUCCGAGCUAAAUCAGCUAUGCGCCACGGAUGAGGUGGACAUGAUCCGGCUGCAGCUCAAGCUCCAGGGCAGUGUCAGCGUGAAGGUCAAUGCCGGGCCAAUGGCCUAUGCCCGAGCCUUUCUUGAAGAAACGAAUGCAAAGAAAUAUCCUGACAACCAAGUAAAGCUUCUGAAGGAAAUCUUCAGGCAAUUUGCUGAUGCCUGUGGACAGGCCCUCGACGUGAAUGAGCGCCUCAUCAAGGAGGACCAGCUAGAGUACCAGGAAGAACUGAGGUCCCAUUAUAAGAACAUGCUCAGUGAACUCUCUGCCAUCAUGAACGAGCAGCUCUGUCGAGGUCCGUGUUUAUACAGCUUCUGUUCCUCUGUGUCUAGCAUUUCCCUCAGUACUGUGAGCAAAAAUGAUUGUGGGCAGGGACGACCCGGCAAAGCGCGGAGCGGAGCGGCUCUGUACGCGUGUCACUAGCAAGGCGACCGCGGCCGUGCCCCUGGUCUCCAUCUCAGCCAGCGACGGACUGUGAGAGGAGCCCUGCGCCGGGCAGCAGGCACAUCUCAGAGAACUUUCCGAAGUUGCAGCUGAUCUUGGGAAAGAGCAAGAUAAACUUAAUUUAUUCGAAGUUCCUCCAGUGUUACUGUUUUUGUUUACCUCGUGAGCUUGAGAAUUUCGCCAGCCUACGGAUUUGCACAAUUCCUAUGACUUCUUUUGAUUCUCCCUUUUGAGUGGUGUUGAUCAAACCAAGCUGAAUAUUUGCCAUAAAUUUCCAAUCAAUGUGCAGCUCAAAAGCAAACUCUGAGUUUGCUCGUGGUUAUAAUAUGUUCAGUAUCUGGUCCUGAUACACAUAUUUUAAAGGUCAAAGUGAAUGUUUUUUGUAACAUUUAAGCAUAUUUCAGAUGUAAAUAGAAGAUUGUAAAAUAUAUGGUUUUUACCAAUUUCAAAGAAUGUUUUUAGUUAAUACUUAUGACAGUACUAA